AUGGUAGGGUAUGAGUCAGAACCAAUUAACGGUAGAGAGCUGUCAUCCGUAGAGCACAGUGAGGCGGGUUUAGUUAGUGGCAUAGCUACUCGUAUGAUAAUACAGCCCUUAGAUGUUUUAAAAAUUAGAUUUCAAUUGCAAGAAGAACCGAUCGGGGGGGCUAACUCCGGAAAGUAUAAGAGCGUUACUCAAUCGGUUCGCUUAAUUUUAAAGGAAGAAAGUGUUGCUGCUUUUUGGAAGGGUCAUAUACCUGCGCAGGGUUUAUCAGCUGUGUAUGGACUAGUACAAUUCGCUUCAUUCGAACGGCUUACCCGUCAAGUAUAUUUGAUAACACCAAAUUUUUGCCAUGUACUCUCUUUUUUUGGGUUUCAAUCUCCCAUAGACUUCGCUUGUGGAAGUAUAGCUGGUUGCCUUGCAAUGACGGCUGCCAUGCCGUUAGAUGUAAUUAGAACAAGGCUCGUAGCCCAAGGGCAUCAAUCAGUGGUCUAUAAAGGAACAUUGGAUGCGCUGCCGCACAUUUGGCGAACCGAAGGCUUUAAGGGAUAUUUUCGAGGUUGGGUACCCGGACUAAUCCAAGUCGCGCCUUUUACUGGUCUCCAAUUCACUAUGUAUAAUGCUUUCUACAAGCUGUGGAACAAACUUAUCAAAGAUCAUGAGAAUUACGGGGCUUUAGUAGCUGGUGCCGCUUCUGGAACUGUCGCGAAAACGGUGCUCUAUCCACUGGAUAUGGUUCGGCAUAGAUUACAAGUAAAUGGUUUCAAACGAUCCGGAUUCGGAAAGCAGACGCAACAUGAUAGGAGAAUGAUUCGGUCAAUGUUAUUCAUUUUGAAAACAGAGUCCAUCUAUGGCUUAUUCAAAGGCCUUUUGCCAAGUCAGCUUAAAGCAGCUGCUAGUUCGGGUUGCUUGCUCGUAUCUACACAAGCAUUAUGUAUGACUGCGAGCAAACUAAUAUUCGGAGUGGCCUCAGAUAAGGUUUCUCCAGCGUUUCUUCUUUGUUUUGGUUUGUGCGGAACAUCCUUGGCUGUUUUCAGUCUCAGCUAUGCCACUAGCCUCACUCAUUUGCUUUGCUCUUCUGCCUUAUUAGGAGGUCUUCAGGGAGCAGCUUGGGUACCUGCUACAAAACUAGUUUCAAAUUGGUUCAAGGAUGGUUCUUUUGCCACCUUCUUCUCCUUACUUGGUUGUGGGAGUAACAUGGCUGGCUUGCUAUUGCCUACCAUAAGUUUCUUUUAUUGGAGAACUUAUACGUUUUAUCUAGGAGUUGCAUGCUUCCUGUUCACCAUCUUCGUGUAUCUAUGCAUAGAGGAAAAGGAUUCCGGUGAAGUGGAUAAGAAAAAGGAGAAGCCACCUGGCGGAGUUUUCUCCCUUUUCUCAUCUAAAGUUUUAUGGGGAAUUGCUAUACCUUAUUUGAUCGUCUUGGAGAUCAGGACAGCAACGGAGAGUUGGAUGCCUCUCUUUAUAAAAGACGUUGAGGGAGAUCCUGGCAGAUUCAUGUUUUUGUAUGAAACUGGAGGAAUAAUAGGAACCUUUGUAUCCGGCUUAAUGCUUGAUAUUCUCUGCAAGUAUGUUGAGUUAUUGACUGCGCGUAGGAUACUUGCCUUCCUUUUCGGAUGCUUGAUGAUUGCUACCAUUGCUAUUUCCACAAGUUUACCGAAUUAUAUAAUUCCUAUCGGCUUUUCCCUUGGUUUCUUCCUGUUCUCAGCUUUGAAUGUUUGGUGCAUGAUAUCUUCUCAGGCAGGACUCAAAAGUAACGCAGGUAGCUUCAGUGCCUUCGUGUCCUUCAUCGCAAACUUCGGAUCUGUAUUCGCAGGAGCUCCGCUUGCUCACUUAGUUUCGUUAUACGGCUACAAUUGCUUUGCUCCUUUCUUCCUGAUGCAACUCUGUGCAUUACUCGUUGUCGCAUAUAUGAACAUUCCCCACAAAAUGGCAUAUAUUAAGAAAAUUGAUUAA
Messenger RNA from Auanema sp. JU1783, 1947 nucleotides. NCBI's taxonomy places the organism in Eukaryota, Metazoa, Nematoda, Chromadorea, Rhabditida, Rhabditidae. The record is from the annotation of a GenBank genome assembly.